Molecule: messenger RNA, 1260 nt
Organism: Suillus discolor
Lineage: Eukaryota; Fungi; Basidiomycota; Agaricomycetes; Boletales; Suillaceae
Exons: 1
Coding region: 1-1260 (419 amino acids)
Source: RefSeq, a predicted model, not a curated record
AUGUCUUCGUCUUCCAAGACUGCCCAUGUAGAGCAGUCAUCAGCAAGCAAACCCCCUUUCUUGACCCUGGGCAAGGUAAUGCCAGAGGCUCUACAGUUCUGGGAAAUGAGGUGCGCCCAGUUCUCCAUGCACAAGGGCAUCCCAGAGGCAGAUAUGGUCAAGAAGAUUGCCUGGGGUAUGCAAGAUCCAUGGAUCCAGGACUGGUACCUCACAAACCAAGAGGAGAUUGAUGCAAUAACGUUCAAAGAGUACAUGACUGAGGUCUGCAACAUUUGGUUGCCACUAGGCUGGGCAGAUAUUGUGAGACACAAGAUGUUAGCCUCUAUGCAGGGACAACACCCCUUCAAUGAGUGGGCCAUCAACGUCCAAAGCCAGAACACCCUCCUGCAUGGGACCACAUCUCAUCUUCCUGAUGUCAACAUCCUCUACCACCUCAAAUCACAUAUGAAUGCUGAGCUAGCCACAGACUACCACACAGAGAGCGUUGAAGAGGAGGACCUGUGUAAAUGGAUUGAAAGAGUACACAUCCUCAAUGAAAAAUGCUUGCGCUACCUAGCUAGGCAAAAGGAGGCCAUUGAGAUUGUGUUAUGUAUGGAACGUGUGCACUCAAAUGCUGACAAGAAACUGAGUACAAAUACUCAUUUCAGUUCAAAUAACAACACCACAACAAAGGGCUCUUCAAGUACGUUGAAACCUUUCACUCGUUUGCCUAGCCUAACCAACUCUGAAUGGCAACUAUUGCACGACAACGACAGAUGUUUCAAGUGCUGUGAGCCAUUCAUGGGACAUACUUCAUCUAACUGUACCAAAGGUUUUCCAGAUGGCGUAUUGUACAAGACCCUGACAUCCUCUUCAGUCACUGCUAAGAAGAUGAAAAAGGGUAAAGACGUCGUCACCACUGUAGAAGUUGAAGAGACUUGCUACACAGUCGCAGUCGUGAUGCUGUCUGCUGUGCUGGGAAAUGGCACUGAUUCGGGCGAAGAGUGCAUGGCUCUACUACAAACCCCCCAUCUUCGUUGGGACUGUCUCAUAGAUGGACCCGGUGUCUCUUCUCCUAUUAAUGUGUCUGUGCUUAUUGAUUAUGGCUCUUCUCUAGUUCUGAUUGGUGAAGAACUCGCCGACAAACUGGGACUACAUCGUCAACAACUUGCAAAGCCUCUACCUAUUUCUCUCACACUGUCCAAAGACAAGGACUCAUUUCUUCUUUUGCAAUAUGUUAAGCUCUCUUGUACUUCCCUGGACCAAGUUUAUACGUCAUGA